AUGGGUUGCUCCACCUUCAUAGUGGAGUCUCUUAGGCAAUGGAUAGGAGGAAGACUCGGAAACCUCGUCGAUUCCAAUGGGCCCAUGAUGACAGUCUCGGAUGUAUAUGAGUUGUCAAUUUCAGCAGUAUGUCAACUUGAUUGGCCAAAAGACCGUUUGCUGAUUCAAGUUCUUGAUGACUCUGAUGAUGAAAGCAUUCAACAGUUGAUUAAGGCUGAGGUUUCCAAAUGGAGGCAACAGGGAAUUAACAUAAUCUGCCGGCAUCGUUUGAUCAGGACUGGUUAUAAAGCUGGGAAUCUCAAGUCUGCAAUGAGCUGCGAUUAUGUGAAGGAUUAUGAAUUUGUUGCAAUAUUCGAUGCAGAUUUCCAACCAACCGCAGAUUUUCUCAAGCAGACAGUUCCUCAUUUUAAGGAUAAUCCUGAGAUAGGAUUGGUUCAGGCCAGAUGGGCAUUCGUCAACAAGGAUGAAAACUUGUUGACUCGUCUCCAGAAUAUAAACUUGUGUUACCAUUUUGAGAUUGAACAGCAGGUCAAUGGGGUUUUCCUGAAUUUCUUUGGUUUUAAUGGAACUGCUGGUGUUUGGAAAAUCAAAGCAUUGGAAGAGUCUGGAGGUUGGCUUGAACGUACGACUGUAGAAGAUAUGGACAUAGCUGUUCGGGCACAUCUCAACGGUUGGAAAUUCAUAUAUCUAAAUGAUGUUAAGGUCCUUUGUGAAGUUCCCGAGUCUUUUGAAGCGUACAGGAAGCAACAACAUCGUUGGCAUUCCGGUCCUAUGCAGCUUUUUCGGUUGUGUCUGCCGUCUGUCAUAACUUCCAAGAUAUCAAUAUGGAAGAAAGCAAACUUAAUUUUUCUCUUCUUUUUGUUGAGAAAACUGAUCCUUCCUUUCUACUCUUUCACAUUAUUUUGCGUAAUUCUUCCUUUAACCAUGUUUAUCCCUGAAGCCGAACUUCCCAUGUGGGUUAUUUGCUACGUGCCAAUUCUUAUGACAUUACUUAACAUUCUCCCGGCACCAAAAUCCAUUCCGUUCAUCGCCCCUUACCUACUUUUCGAAAACACCAUGUCUGUAACAAAAUUCAACGCAAUGGUAUCGGGACUUUUCCAAUUGGGCAGUUCAUACGAGUGGAUUGUGACAAAAAAAGCAGGCAGGUCUUCGGAAUCUGAUUUACUGGCUAUUGUUGACAAGGAUAUGAAAGCAUUGGUACAACCACAGAUCAUCCAAGGUGCUUCUGAAAGUGAUCUUUCUGAAUUGACCCCAUUAAAAGAACAAAAGCCUCGACUGGUUAAGAAAACUAACAAGAUAUACAGGAAAGAGCUAGCCCUUUCUUUCCUCUUGCUUACAGCUUCAGUCAGAAGCCUGUUAUCAGCUCAAGGACUCCAUUUCUACUUUCUGCUUUUCCAAGGAGUGACCUUCCUUCUCGUUGGCCUCGACUUGAUUGGAGAGCAAAUCAGUUAA
This is a messenger RNA of Fraxinus pennsylvanica, 1452 nucleotides long. The record is from the annotation of a GenBank genome assembly. NCBI's taxonomy places the organism in Eukaryota, Viridiplantae, Streptophyta, Magnoliopsida, Lamiales, Oleaceae.